This is a messenger RNA of Beta vulgaris subsp. vulgaris (sugar beet), 712 nucleotides long. Its product is annotated as 15.4 kDa class V heat shock protein. The coding region runs from base 170 to 592 and encodes 140 amino acids. Gene Ontology annotation, biological process: response to hydrogen peroxide; protein complex oligomerization; response to heat. The transcript has 2 exons. The record is from RefSeq and is a predicted model, not a curated record. NCBI's taxonomy places the organism in Eukaryota, Viridiplantae, Streptophyta, Magnoliopsida, Caryophyllales, Amaranthaceae.
ACCACCCCAGGGCCUAGACCCAACUUGGCCUAUAAAUGAGUCUCCCUAACUCCUUUGUUGUUCCCCUCUCUUCCUAAGCAGAGAUCCAGUAUUUGUCUCUGCAUUUGCAUACCUUAGGUCCUUAACCAUAUUUUAUUCAUCCCCAAUAACCCAAAUCAAAGCCAAAAGAAUGGAGAUGUUCCCAUAUCAAUACCAAUACCAAUACCAAUACCAGCCUUAUUCCUGGGACAUUCUUUACCAUCCUCAUAUGUUGUUACCUCGCUACAAUAUCCCUGAAAACCAUGUCCAUUGGAGAGAGACUCCUGACUCACAUGUCUACUCUGCUGAUAUUCCAGGGGUAAGGAAAGAAGAAAUUAAGGUGGAAGUGGAGGACUCAAAGUACUUAAUUAUUCGGACCGAGGCCAUCGAUCAUUCAGCCGUGCCUCCGAGGAGGUUCACAAGGAAAUUCAGGCUUCCAACAAGGGUAGAUGUUGAUGGAAUAUCAGCUGGGUAUGAGGAUGGUGUGGUUACAGUAACUGUGCCUAGGAGGGGAUUUGUCAUUGAUCCUGCUCAUUUACCUCAUACAUUAGGGGUUUCUGCAAGGGCAGCUUGAAUUUAUUUCAUCAUUUCAUUCUUAACUUCUUUUUCUUAAUUUCAACAUUUCAUAAUCAAGCAUUUGUUUAGGAAUAUUUCAUGCAUGGCUUUGAAUGUUAUUCAGACUCGUUUGCUCCUA